AUGUCGCCGCAUUUAAAGACGUUGCCAGGAAUGCAGGCUCUUUACCAAAUCAACGGCGCACCCGGUCAGAAUCAAACAUUAGGCAUGGGUCUGAUGCAAGGUGGAAAUCAGCUAUUAUACCAACAACUAGCUGCCCAGCAGCAACUAGCUGCUCAACAACAACAGCAUCUAGCAGCGAAUGCCGCUGUCGCUGCUCAAAACCACCACCACCAGAAUAGUAUUAUGUUGGCGACCAGUGCACCCAUCAACCACAUCGACAACCAAAAUGAUCAUGUGAAAGUAAAGGAAGAGCAAACCAGUGAGUAUGAGCUCCAAUUAUCGAUUCAGCAGCAGUUGGCUGCGGCAGCUGCAGCGCAAGCCGCACAACCAACUCAAAUCGGGCCACAAAUUGGACAAAGCCAGGUGUCCCAACAUGGAUCACAAAUCUCAUCACAAAAUGGCAAUUCCACGGCUGUAACACAACCAGAUCCCAGCACUAGCUCUGGACCCGAAGGACCGAAAAGGCUCCAUGUCUCGAAUAUUCCAUUCAGAUUCCGAGAUCCCGAUCUUAGAGCGAUGUUCGAGAAAUAUGGAGUUGUGUCCGACGUAGAGAUCAUCUUCAACGAACGCGGCUCAAAAGGAUUUGGAUUUGUGACCAUGGAGCGACCUGCCGACGCGGAAAAAGCUCGACAGGAAUUACACGGAUCUCUGAUUGAGGGAAGAAAAAUUGAAGUGAAUUGCGCAACAGCCCGUGUUCAUUCGAAAAAAAACAAGCCAGCUGGAGAAUUGCCGGGCAUUCUUGAUCCUUUGAAUCCAUUAAUUGCUCAGUCAGCCUUGGCUGCUCAAGCCCAAUUGAAUCGAGCCCUCCUUCUUCGCAAUCCGUUGCUUACUCAGCAACUCAUAGGUCGCGGUACCCUGCUUCCUGGCCUACAGCAGCCAAACCUUCUUCAAGCUGCCCUUGCUAAUCCAUUGGCACAGUUUCAAGGGCAACCGUUGCUGCUAAACGCAGCAGCUCUUCAAGGUACACUUCCACAAGCAUUUGGCAUGGAGCCUUCAAUGCAAGCAUUUCUUGCUAAUGAGCAAGCUCGUCUUCAAAUUGCAGCCGUCGCGGCUCAAGGUCGAAUUCCGACAUCCGCUGCUGCAUCCGCUUCCCUUGGAGAGCAAUACUUGGGAAACGCGCUUUCCGCGGCGGCUUUGCCAACGUACAACCUCAACCCCGCAUAUCGCACUAUCAAUAGAUUCACACCAUAUUGA
Caenorhabditis bovis is the source of this 1233-nucleotide messenger RNA. The record is from the annotation of a GenBank genome assembly. Lineage: Eukaryota; Metazoa; Nematoda; Chromadorea; Rhabditida; Rhabditidae.